This is a messenger RNA of Purpureocillium lilacinum, 2157 nucleotides long. The record is from RefSeq and is a predicted model, not a curated record. Lineage: Eukaryota; Fungi; Ascomycota; Sordariomycetes; Hypocreales; Ophiocordycipitaceae.
AUGAGUGCGCGGCUCACUAUACACAGAGAAAAGGUUUACUUUGUGGUGCAAAGUCCCUGCAAUCGAAGUUGGUAUGCAGAUAUAUGUAGCCAGUGUUUGAGCUUUGACCUCAACGAAGUCAUAGAUCAAUGUCUGCAGACGCUCGACCUUCAUAAACAGAUUAUAACAUUGGCUUCACCGAGACAGUAUUUUGAGUGCAGAUGCUGUGCAACUGUGUCCCGGCGUGUGAGCAACAGCAAAACGACAUGCGCCAACUUUCCCCCGAGGCUGUUAGGCCAUCGAAGAAUGGUGUUGCACUUACUGGACGUGCACAACUACGGACGCACUGGAUACGUCAGUGCAAACAGGGGUCGUGAGGCGACGUGCAUUCACACGAGCAAAUAUAGCAACGGGAAAUGGGCAGAGAAUGGCAAGGCGACAUUAGCUGCGGAUCAUGGCGCAAAUAGUUGGCGGGGCGAAAGGUCACAAUUAAAAGGGUGGGGCACGCCGCCCCACCGGCUGCCGCACAGCGGUAGAGCUCUUACACUUCGACACUCGAUGCGCCUUGAUGGCAUGCUCAAUUGCAUCUUUCUCUAUCCUGCUUCGGGAACGGUCACGCAUCGCCGCCGAAAACCAACGAAUGAUUACCCUCUUGCCAUGGGCUGCAUACCGAGUAGAGUCGUGCGAGAACGGCUUGAACAUGCCACGAUCGAUGACCUCCUGCAGGACAACGAAGUAAGCUCCGCCUGGGCCGGAGGUGAACAAAGUACCGGAUUUGCGGGACGAAACGAUCUGAAGCCAUUACUGAGCCUCGAGGAAGGUGACACUACUCUUCACCACGAGUUGGUGCCUUUUUAUGAUUCGUGGUCCAGAAAUCCGAAGAGCUUCGUGUCUCUUGAAUCAGAUGUCCGUGGCCUCGGGUAUUUGACUAGGAUCGGCCGCGACGUCGCUCCUCCGAAAACAAAAAGCGUCGUAAAGCGAGUGAAGCGGAGGUUCCAAUGGCUGUUUGUCUACCAAGCUUCUCGAAUAAAACGAGGCUAUUCCUACCCCGAGGAAUGGGUAAGGUAUGGACAACAAUACGACAGGUUAACGUCCCGACUGGGAAUUGGUUGCUUGUUCUUGUGCCCAAGGUGGUGCAAUCGACUACCACAGGAAGGUAAUUACUUCGAGGAAGCGAUUGCGCUGUUGGAGCGGCUAUCGAUUGUUGCAAAUGCCGCUCGGAUUGAUGCGAACAGAGUCGGCACAUCAAUCCGAGAGACCCUACUUCAACCUCUUAUAUCCGGCAGAGUCGUGAACGACCAAGGCGCGACCCCGAAAUUGCAUCUCGCGUCUGAAAGCGUCUACAAUCGGAUACCUGUGGUUGUACCCUAUGAUUCACCAAUACUGCUAUACGUGCAAGCUGGGGACAUUGUCGGGCUGAGAGAGCUUUGGCAGAUUGGUCUGGCGACUAUAGAUACUGUAGAUCCGUAUGGCCUUGGCUUACUCUACGUACGUCCCACCCCACAGAUGGAGAAAUGGCAAGGCGGAGAAGAGAGACAAACUGACUAUCCUAAAGCCAUGGCAACGUGCAAGGUAUUACUUGAUGCCGGUGCUGAUGUGGCAUGCACUCCUAUCGAUACUAUGCUAGAUUGUGUACUAGCGCAGCCAACAAUGUCUGGCAAGCCAGAUCAUACUGCGCUUCGCGAUGUUGCAAGGCUGUUCGGGGUCCCUUUGGAUGAAGCCUGGGGACAGUACGUCGAGAGUCGAGGCUUUACGGAGCUACACGAAGUACUACUCGGCAUUUAUGGAGCAGAAGAAACGCUGGAUGAAUACCUCAAUCGUUCUGCCACCGAAGGAAGGCUAGCCGGAAUCAUCGAUGUCCCAGACUUUUCCGGUAGGAGUGCACUUGCAUGGGCGGUCGCGUACGGCUGGGCACGUGCAGCGGCAUUUCUGGUUGCGCACGGCGCCAAUGUCGACCAGCGGACACCGUCCGGACCCGGCGAACUACCCGUGUUGCACAUUGCGCUUGCCGGGCCCGCCUCAGGCGAACCGACGUGUGACUUCUUGGAACUCUUCCGAUGCCAUUACAAUUUUGCUGCGCUGCAGUCGUUCGCCCAUCAACAUAAGCGCUCUCAACUACGAAGGCAAAACGGCUGCACAGGUGGCAGCGGAAAGCGGGGCGGAUCUGAUGCUCAUUGA